This is a messenger RNA of Didymodactylos carnosus, 627 nucleotides long. The record is from the annotation of a GenBank genome assembly. Lineage: Eukaryota; Metazoa; Rotifera; Eurotatoria; Philodinida; Philodinidae.
AUGACGAUAAAUCCAAUUUCUUCAAAGAAGAGUUUUGGAAGCAGAAUUGUUAGACCAGGAACAUGUGUACUCGGAGAUUAUUUAUGUAGGUUUAAUGAUUGUGAUGAAUGUAAAAAGUAUAGUAAUGGUUUAUGCUCAUCCGGCUGCCAAUCAUAUAUCGAUAAUCGAGAGGUACCGUAUCAUCUAUUGGUUAAACAGUCCGACUAUGCCAAACAUACGGUACCAACUGGAAUAAUAGUAAAAACAAGCGGAAUACCUGAAGCUGGUCUCGGUGUAUUUGCAUUAAAAAAAUUUAAGAAAAAUACAUUUUUUGGACCGUAUACAGGUGUGAGAUAUCGUUCAGAUGCCAGAUCAUAUGAGUCUGGUUAUUCGUGGAUAAUUCAAGAUAUUGAGGGAAAUAUUUACAACUACGUUGAUGCCAAGGAUCCACGACGAUCGAAUUGGUUGCGAUACGUUAAUUGUCCAAAUAAACCAGAAAAUGAAAAUUUAAUAGCUGUUCAGUUUAAUGGAGAAAUGUAUUAUAAAACAUUAAGAGAUAUCGAGGCUGGAGAAGAAUUAUUUGUUUAUUAUGGACCAGAAUAUGCAAAAGCGUUGGGAAUAAAACCAUUUGAACAUUAUACAAGUUAG